CCGUCCAAUCAGCUGUCUCCAUUUCGUGUCUUAGAAUUUUGAAACUUAAAGCGGUUAAAUCUGCUUCAGCUCAGCUAGCUGCUAAUUUACUCUAAUCUAUUAAAAGUUCACUCUAUUAACUUUGUUUGUUUUUUAAAAUAUAUGUAACAUGGACGUGCCCAUCAAUAGGCAGAUGUACAACAACACCUGCGCUUACAGGAACGCGCUGGACCGGAUCGUAAACAAGUAUUCAAGGCUCGACGACGGAGGGAUAGAGGUGGACUUGGUGACAGACGACAUGAUGGUUGAACACUACAUGGAUGUGUCGAGAACAAACUUGAACGAACUGGAAUCAGAGAGCCUGCCAGAUUAUUCAUUAAGAGCGCAGGACAAUACAAGAGACCCCCGGCUGGACUUCUCCCAUCAAGACUAUGGAUCUAAUGAGAGCUGUAUUUCUAGUGUUGCGUCUACCGUGAUGUCUGUGGAAGAUGAUGGGGCGUCUCGGAGUGACGUGACUCAGCUGACCCUGAGCUCGUUGGACGAGAGUCAGAGAAACCUUUCUAUGAUGGCGCUCCAGCCCGAGGACGAAGACGAGGAGCUGGAGAUGACUCUGAGAAAUCACGGCAGCUCAUUGAUGGACCUCUACCCCAGCCUGAUCAGUCGAAUUGGGAGGGCCCAGCAUCUGCAGCACGUCUCCAACGCCGCUGACUCAGUGCUGAGGAGAUAUCGCAGAUUGCGACAGCAGCCGAACAGAAGCUACGUCAACAACACGUUCAUUGUCCCGCAAAGACAAAGCAAUACAAAAAAGAGGAGCAGCAAGAGCAACAGCCCCAUGAACAGGACUGAUGCUACCUCUUGGUCUCCCAAACGGGGCAUAAACAAUCAGCAGGAUUGGCAGUCUGCUGGGAGGGUGAGAAGAGAGCAGCACCAGCCUGUCCUCGUCAUGGACCUCUCUGGUUGCCCUGACACCUCUAAACCAAAAGAGCAGCCGAACAGAAGCUACGUCAACAACACGUUCAUUGUCCCGCGAAGAAAAAGCAAAACAAAAAAGAGGAGCAGCGAGAGCAACAGCCCCAUGAAGAUCCCGUUCAUGGGGACUGAUGCUACCUCUUGGUCUCCCAAACGGGGCAUGAACAAUCAGCAGGAUUGGCAAUCUGCUGGGAGGGUGAGAAGAGAGCAGCACCAGCCUGUCCUCAUCAUGGACCUCUCUGGUUGCCCUGACAUCUCUAAACCAAAAGCGAUCUCCCUGAAUGAGACCUUCGAUGUGUCCGAGCUGGUAGAACAACCCUCUACUUAUGCCGCCAGUCCUUCUCGAGCUUUCUAUCCCACCGCAAAAGCGCCCAUGGACCAGUCUCUGAGAUCUAAAAAGCGUUCUCUCGCUGCACGUUCACCGCAGACUGAUAGGUACUCCGUGUAUGAGUCACUAACCACUGCUGUUAAAGAGAGACCAGACAUCUACAGCUCCCCAGUCAGGCAGAGUCCCUUAAAAGCACGACUGAUGACCAGCCUCAGUAGAUCACCUGGUGCCUUUUCCCAAAGCCCCAAAGCACAUGCUGUGGAAAGCCUUUCCAGAGAACCUAUGAGGCCCAGAUCAAUGUCCACUUCCGACUCCUUUUCUCCGCAAAGGCCAACUGUCCUGGUGAGGAUGCUUCACCCUCAAGACUCCCGUCAUUCACCUCAGACAGCUAUAGCACCAGCAGGUCAUCACGGCCUGCGGCGGCACCUUUCCUUUGACUCCUCUCUGUCGUCGAGGCGUGUCGACGAGGACAUUGUAAAACUCUACCACAGGUUAGUCUGCCAGAACAAGUCAUCUUCCUUUCGCGGGCAGCCGUGCCGUAUCUGUGCCAGAAGCUCCGAGGCCAGCAGAGGCCACUCUUCGUCAUCUCUGGCCGCCCUCGCCUUGUCGCCUCACCGCUCCCUCCUGAGUAAACGCAACAGGGAGCUAGGCUGGGACAGCCACCACCAGUCCAAACGCUUCAGGGACGAGUACUGCGCAUCCUCACCCGGGUCCAAACGGCAUGGCAACGAGAUGCUGAGGCGCCGCCUCUCUACGUCUGAAUACGACAGCCUCCCCUAUAGCCCCAGUAAACACAGCAUGUUGCACAGAGUCGCCGGCCAGCAGCUCUCAGCAGAUCCACAUCAGGAGACCUGGAUGGAUCUGGGCUGCGACAUAUCAGGAGCAGAGUUCUCUGACCUGGGAGGUGCGUUCAAGAGCAAAAUGACCAACGGAUACUCCCCAAGAAAAUGUUGGUGAACACCGGCCUGCCCAAAGAAGUCUUCAACCGAGUGUCACUGUGGAAAACUAUUGUCAUGUAUGGUGGUGACAACAGGAGCUUUAUUUCUCAGCUGGUCCAGUGUGAGCUCAAGAGUUGUCUGGAUGUAUUCAUUUUAACCAUUCAUGUUCUUUGUGUUCAUUGUUCAGUCUUGUAUCUUAUCUAACUGAAUGUCUUACCUCUUGGUGCAUUAUCUAAAUUGAUACAGCUUCAUGUUCACUAUCAGAAUUAAAAAUUGCGUUAUGUGAAAAUGAACUUUCUGUAAAAAUAAAAAGGUGUUCCAUGCAGUUAUUGUUUAUUAUUUAACUCAAAUAUUCACGUCAUAUUUUAAAGUUAGGAAAAUACCCAGCAAGACUCCAAACAAAAAGAACACUGGUUAAUUUUAGACACAAAGACACAAAAAGAAAAAGUACACGUGAUGAGGAAAAUAAAGACUUUCACUUUUUUUGGUCACGAGCCUUGUGCGCUUUCCUGACACGGCGGAUCAGAUCUAAUGCUCGUCUGUUUGUUAAGGCUUGAAUUGUGAAAACUAGUUUUAAGAUAAAUGUACAGUGACCCUCAAAAACACCAAAA
This is a messenger RNA of Larimichthys crocea (large yellow croaker), 2825 nucleotides long. RefSeq lists its product as uncharacterized. The coding region runs from base 149 to 2233 and encodes 694 amino acids. The record is from RefSeq and is a predicted model, not a curated record. NCBI's taxonomy places the organism in Eukaryota, Metazoa, Chordata, Actinopteri, Sciaenidae. The transcript has 9 exons.